Closterium sp. Naga37s-1 is the source of this 606-nucleotide messenger RNA. The record is from the annotation of a GenBank genome assembly. NCBI's taxonomy places the organism in Eukaryota, Viridiplantae, Streptophyta, Zygnematophyceae, Desmidiales, Closteriaceae.
AUGGCUUCACCCGCCGUUGCGCUCGGCGCGACUCAUUCCGUCGCGCUCGGCGCGUUUCACUCCGCCGCCGCGGAUGCCGCGCGGAUUUCUCAGCUCUCCGCGCUUAUCCCCGCCUCCGCAUUUCCGCCGCCCGCGCUGGCUGCAGCGGCGGCGGAAGCGGCGGGGAAGACGGUGUGGGUCCAGAAGACGAUUGAGCUGCCGCCCUACAAACGAGGCUGCCACAUCAUCACAUCGCAGAUCAUGCGGGCCGUGCCAGAGAUCUCCGAGUUUCGCGUCGGAAUCGCAAAUAUCUUUGUGCUGCACACAUCCGCCAGCCUCACCAUCAAUGAGAACGCCAGCCCAGACGUGCCUCUGGACAUGGAGGACGCUCUCAACCGCAUUGCACCGGAGGGCAACCAUUACCGCCACUUAGAUGAGGGCUAUGAUGACAUGCCAGCCCACGUGAAGUCAUCGCUAAUGGGGUGCUCGCUCACCGUCCCCAUCAUGUCUGGUCGCUUCAAGCUUGGCACAUGGCAGGGCAUCUAUCUGAACGAGCACCGUAACUACGGGGGGGCAAGGCAGCUGUGCAUUACCAUUCAGGGGGAGAAGCGCGCUGAUGGGCGGUGA